AUGACCUCCGAUCUGAACGAGAACGAGUUUGGCACGGGUCACAGUCCAUAUGGUGCAACUGGGCCGACGCAGGCCAGGAAGCGGAAGAAUCACGACUGUAAGCGUCGCAAGGUGAAGUGUAGUGGAGAAAACACUUGCCAGAAUUGUCGGAGCAGAGAAAUCAAAUGUCGUUACUCGCCUAGUCCCACGACAGUCGAGGGUGAAGUUGAGACCAGACGCAGUAAUGCCAUCGCUCGCCAGACUCGAGACUCGGCGUCUGCAGGUGCUCGUAUGCCACCGGGUGCCUUGCCUGACCCUCGUGUUGAUGAGCUCUACGAACGAGUCAGGUCCAUUGAGUGCACGCUGACUCGAUUGCUAAAGUCAGCCAAAUACACCGAGAAUUCGUCACCGGGCGUCCCUUUCCUGACUCCUGUAGAGCGCAGUGUUGCUGUUCCUGAUGAGGAAGAUGACGAUGGAGAUCAGUUUGCCCUGCCUCCAAUCACGCACAAUGAUCUCACACUGUCUUCUCAGGUCGCCGCUCUGGGUGCCUUCUUAUCCGGGCCGCCCUCGCCAAAGACUGCCAGCAGUUGCAGGCAAACGGCCGCCUUUCAAGUCCUGAUCCAAUUUCCCGAUUCUUCUACUCUGCAGCAUCUGCUCGACGUCUACUUCUGUGACAUGAACAGCUACUUCCCGUUCUUGGAUCGCCAGGAUACCGAGCUGCGUAUCUACGGCGUUGUUGGCCGCCUCGGCCAUAGCUCCUGUAAUCGCAGUGUGGCGGUGACCAAGGAAGACCUCUCCAUCAUCGCUCUCACAUAUAUCAUGCUUGCAAUGGCUGACUGCGUGGACCCAGACAAAGGAGCAUGCGAUGGGGAUGCGAAGCCGGGCUGGGAAAGAUAUCUCCAAAGCUGCCGUGCCAUUCAGCAAUUCUCCCACUCCAAGACACUCAACUUGGACACGGUCAGAGCACAAUGCCUUAUGGCUGCAUAUCUCAUGCAUGUCGAGGUACUCAGAGCUGCCUCGCAGGCUAUCUCGGUGGCUUGGCAGCAGGCUAUAUCAAUUCGUCUGAAUGAUAAAAAGACGUGGCCAGGUGAUGACGCCCAAGGCGUCUUUCAGAGACAGCAACUUUGGUGGACCAUGUACUUUCUGGAUAGACAGAUCUCGCGCAGGAGCGGCAUUGCUUAUCAUAUACGCAACACGGAAUUUGACGUUGACGACUUUACUGUAAGUACGGAGAAUACCCCAAUACCACAAGCCGAAGUUACAAAAAGUUACCUGCAGGCUCUGGUCAGCCUAUCCAGGCUCUGGAGCCGGGUAUGGGACACCUUCUUUGCCGUUGGUGCGACAAACAAGGGGGACUGGAUGGAAGUGGAGCUUAUGGAUGCUAGAAUCCUCAACGCUCGCCGAGGACUACCCAAAACAUUGACCUGGGACUCCAAAGAGAUUGCCAAUUACGCAGCAUCUGGCGAAGAUGAGCCGCGCAUUCGUCGACGCCUUCAGAUCUUCACCAGAUUGGAACUCCUUCGCAUGCUUAUCAAGCAGAACCCCAUACACCAGUCAGCCUUUAACCCGGAAACGGCUCAUUUUUGCGCACGGCUAUCGCGCGAAAUCAUACGGUCUCAUCAUCUUUAUUUCUUGCAAUACCCAGCCAGAGCAAGCGGCUACUUCGCGACAAGCUCGAUAGUGGAAUGCAUCUAUCACUUGGCCCCAGUCAUCCACCGCUCCACCGACAGCCAUGAGCAUAGCGCUUGUGUAUCUGCUUUUAACCAGGCUCACGGUAUCUUGAUUAACCUCUCCGUCUACACCAAUGUGGCUAAGAAAGCACUGAGGGCCUUGAAUGGGGUUAUCAAAAAAUGGGGUGGCGGGGAUACAAUAGGUAUUGCCGCUAGCAAGGACACCAGGUUGCGGCAGGGCCAAGUGCAGGAUGUCGAUAAUUUUGAUGUUCCUCCGGAAAUACAGGAAUUCAUGAGAAGGACGGGCGCACAAGUUGGAGUAGAAGGGUUUGAUAUUCAUCUCGGCGACUUGAUGGACAUGUCGAUGGGCUGGCUUCCCGGCAGUGAAUUCGAUCUUCGGCCUGAUGUUCUCCACUAA
Messenger RNA from Fusarium verticillioides 7600, 2067 nucleotides. RefSeq lists its product as hypothetical. The record is from RefSeq and is a predicted model, not a curated record. Bases 1 to 2067 code for a protein of 688 amino acids. The transcript has 5 exons. Gene Ontology annotation, biological process: regulation of DNA-templated transcription; DNA-templated transcription. NCBI's taxonomy places the organism in Eukaryota, Fungi, Ascomycota, Sordariomycetes, Hypocreales, Nectriaceae. Gene Ontology annotation, molecular function: zinc ion binding; DNA binding; DNA-binding transcription factor activity, RNA polymerase II-specific.